AUGGUUGAAUACACCUUCACAUGGCCAUCAGGUCCAAAUGAGGUGAUAGUUACAGGUGAUUUUGAUCAAUGGGAAGGUACGAAGCGGUUGGUCAAACAGCCAGGAGGUUAUUUUGCUACUUCUGUGUCUUUAAGUAACUCACAAUUUAAUGAUGGUAAACUGUACUUUAAGUUUAUCGUUGAUGGUGAGUGGAAGACUAAUGAAAAGUACGCAAGAGAUUCUAUAUUAGGACCAGAAAACAAUUAUUUACUAUUGUCUGACAAUGCAAAAUCGACAUUAGGUAGCGGUAGUAAUACUGCGUCUUCAGGACUAUCAAAAGGUUCUUCCGUGCCAUCAUCUGCUGGUAGUGGAUCUCAGAGGAACGGUCCUGUUGAAGAGAGGUCUCAGAUUAGGAGUCAACCCCCCCCUGGUUCAAGGAAGAAAAACAAAAAGAAGAUUAAGAUCAAGAAAAAGAUCAGAAGAAAUAAGAAGACCGGUGAAGAGACUGUAAUUGCUAUAGAAAGAACCGAAAUUUUAUCCAGUGGAGAGGAUACGGGUGGCAAUCGUGAGUCUAGGGCAACUUCACAGGGAACAUCUGAAGGAACAUCUGAAGGGACAUCUGAAGGGACAUCUGAAGGGACAUCUGAAGGGACAUCUGAUGGAGAGGAAUCUUCGAGUAGUUCGAAUGCCAAUCUAAGUAGCGAAGGAAGUUUAGGGGACAAACACUUUCCUUCGUCAAAAGAUUCGUUAAUAGCUGGCAAGCGCAAUUUAGGCCAAGGACUUGCCGGUGUCGCUGCAUCUCCAUUCAUUAGAACCUCGGCAAAAAACGCGGGCAAUUCACAAAAUUCAUCUAAGCAGAGUUUCGGUCAAACUGAAGGAACUAAAUCUCAUGAUCCAUCAACUCAUUCUAGUGGUCAGCCUCAAAGCUUGAGUGCUUCCACUCCGGGGUCGUCAGCACGUGAUGAAAAAACACCUCGUCCGAGCGCUGGCAAAUAUUCUCAAAAAUCCCCUUCAGGCAACCAGGGUGACAGCAUACAAAUAGACCCUCCCCAUGCUGUGCCUAUUUUACCGGGAGCUGGAGAAUCAGAUCUAAGUGACGUUGCACCUGGACCAACUUGCGACUCGAAGAAGCCUUUAUCAAGUGAAGCAAACGAUACCAAUAGGCCUCAGAGUCAAGGCGCCGAAAAGAAAAACGAAUUAGAUCCACCUCACGCUGUUCCUAUGCUACCUACUAAAGAUGCUUCUGAUUUAGACGAUGUAGCUCCAGGACCUUCUUCAGCAGGAAGGCACCCACACCACCCCCCUCACCAUCACGGCAAGGACAAGAAGGAUGAUCCAUCUCACCAGCUCGGUAAGGGUAAGAAGGAUGAACUCGACCCACCUCACGCAGUUCCUAUCCUACCUACUACAGACGCUUCUGAUUUGGAUGAUGUAGCUCCAGGACCUUCUUCAUCAGGAAGCCAGCCACACCACACUCCUCACCAUCACGGUAAGGACAAGAAGGAUGAUCCAUCCCACAAGCCAGGUGAAAGAAAAGAUGACCCAUCUCACCAACACGGUACGGGAAAGAAGGAUGAGCUCGACCCACCUCACGCAGUUCCUAUCCUACCUACUACAGACGCUUCUGAUUUGGAUGAUGUAGCUCCAGGACCUUCUUCAUCAGGAAGCCAGCCACACCACACUCCUCACCAUCACGGCAAGGACAAGAAGGAUGAUCCAUCUCACCAGCUCGGUAAGGGUAAGAAGGAUGAACUCGACCCACCUCACGCAGUUCCUAUCCUACCUACUACAGACGCUUCUGAUUUGGAUGAUGUAGCUCCAGGACCUUCUUCAUCAGGAAGCCAGCCACACCGCCCUCCUCACCAUCACGGUAAGGACAAGAAGGAUGAUCCAUCCCACAAGCCAGGUGAAAGAAAAGAUGACCCAUCUCACCAACACGGUACGGGAAAGAAGGAUGAGCUCGACCCACCUCACGCAGUUCCUAUCCUACCUACUACGGACGCUUCUGAUUUGGAUGAUGUGGCUCCAGGACCUUCUUCAUCAGGAAGCCAGCCACACCACACUCCUCACCAUCACGGCAAGGACAAGAAGGAUGAUCCAUCCCACAAGCUCGGUAAGGGUAAGAAGGAUGAACUCGACCCACCUCACGCAGUUCCUAUCCUACCUACUACGGACGCUUCUGAUUUGGAUGAUGUAGCUCCAGGACCUUCUUCAUCAGGAAGCCAGCCACACCACACUCCUCACCAUCACGGCAAGGACAAGAAGGAUGAUCCAUCUCACCAGCUCGGUAAGGGUAAGAAGGAUGAGCUCGACCCACCUCACGCAGUUCCUAUCCUACCUACUACGGACGCUUCUGAUUUGGAUGAUGUAGCUCCAGGACCUUCUUCAUCAGGAAGCCAGCCACACCGCCCUCCUCACCAUCACGGUAAGGACAAGAAUGAUGAUCCAUCCCACAAGCUCGGUAAGGGUAAGAAGGAUGAGCUCGACCCACCUCACGCAGUUCCUAUCCUACCUACUACAGACGCUUCUGAUUUGGAUGAUGUAGCUCCAGGACCUUCUUCAUCAGGAAGCCAGCCACACCACACUCCUCACCAUCACGGCAAGGACAAGAAGGAUGAUCCAUCCCACAAGCUCGGUAAGGGUAAGAAGGAUGAACUCGACCCACCUCACGCAGUUCCUAUCCUACCUACUACAGACGCUUCUGAUUUGGAUGAUGUAGCUCCAGGACCUUCUUCAUCAGGAAGCCAGCCACACCGCCCUCCUCACCAUCACGGUAAGGACAAGAAUGAUGAUCCAUCCCACAAGCUCGGUAAGGGUAAGAAGGAUGAGCUCGACCCACCUCACGCAGUUCCUAUCCUACCUACUACGGAUGCUUCUGAUUUGGAUGAUGUGGCUCCAGGACCCUCACCAACUGAUGAAAGAAAACAACCGGCCAUCAAACGCAGUGGUCCACAAAAACCAAAGGAUUCAAGUGAAGAUGUUCAUAAGGCUAAGCCUACGGUUGGUGAUUCUAAUACACCAAGUGAUGCAGCAUCACCUAGCAAUGAUCCAGUUUCGGGUAAGAAACCAACAUCAGUUCCUCUUCCGUUCAUUGCAAGUGGAAUAGAUAAAGUUUCUUCACAAAAGCCGAUCGACAGACAAGCGUCAGGUCCCUCAGAAAAAUCUGACGGCAAAAAAUCUUCUGGAAAAGGCGAAAAUGAUGACUACGGACAUAUUGCGAAUAAUGAAGAGCACGCCAAUCCUAAAGAAUUACCUAUUUUGAAGACAAACAAACCUUGCGGACCAAACCCCGAGUUGUUCGAAGAAAAACAGUCCGAAUCAUCUAGUCCAGUACCCGGGAAAACUGAAAAGCAAGAACCACCAAGUUCUACAGACAAGCCUAUAUCAGCAGCUAAUCUACAAAAGGACAAACCAGAAAAUAAGUCUGUUGCUGAAACAUCAUCUAAAAGUGAUUCUGCAGGUCCAAGAGAAAACAUGUCAUCAAACGUUCCUGCUACACCCGCUGGUCGUGGAGGAAGCAAUCCAGAUUCUAUUGGAGCUCCAGGCGAUGUUCACAAGGAGAUGCUUCCUGGCACUCUCAUGGGAAUUGAUUCUGCUAGAAGUAUUUCAUCUCCAACCGCAACUGAAAAGUCUAGGGAAAAGCCCGCAGAAACACCAAUUGGUUCAUCAUCCACAGUACCUGUGACUGAUAAGAAAGAAAGCUCUUCUGCGCGCGACAGUGGAUCGAACUUUAGCUCGUUGGCUGCACAACACGCUUUCAACCUAAAGUCCGCGCCUGGCCUCUUGAAGAUCCAGAAUCCAGAGAAAGUUAAGGAGCUUAACGAAUUUAGUAACGUUGAUGCCAAGGCUCUAAAUGAAAGGCUCAACGCAGAAGCAAUGCAAAAGAAAAACCAAUAUAAAAGAACCUCUGUUGUGAUUCCAGAAAAUAGACCAGAAGUUCACCGUGGAUUAGGUCCAAAAUCAAGCGAGCCCAUGAGUACUCUUGACCCUAAGGUAGUCGGCGGACGCCCUUCGUCUGCUGGGAGUGGGUUGGCUUCAGACACACUUCUUAACAAGGAUAAUGAAGCGUUCGUAACCAUUGAUUCUAGCUUCACUUCAGUGACGGAGGAUAUCAGCAGAACUUUGGACGAUCUCGACAAAAGCCCUAUUCCUGGUGCAAUGUUAACAGAGGAAAUGAACUUAUAUUCGGUUGAGCAUCCUAAACCGGCUGCGUCUGAGAAUGCCAGCAACUCUAGUGGGUUUACAGCGCAGCCUCGUCAGCCCCAUGCUGCUCGUGCGCAUCCUGCUUCUCGUUCGCCACAAGACUCUCGUUUCGAGGGCUCAUCUUUCCCUGCCCCUGAUACACCUACAACACCUAUAACCCCUGUACUUCCUGCGGGCCAGUUUGGCCGUGGACAUGGAACUCCUACACAUGCCUCUCCUUCACAUGCUAGCCCUGUUCCUGGUACACCUACCCAUGCUAGUCCUGCACAUGUUAGCCGUGCACCUGCGGGUACUGCGCCUGUUCGCCGCGGUCCUAUCACAGCUGUCCCAGCUGUUCCUAUCCCUGCUCCCGCUCCUAAACCAUCUUAUGAAGCAGAAGAAGCUACAAAUUACACAGCAGACACAUCAGAGCCACCAAACAGCACCAAUGAACAGCCAAACAGGUACCAUUUAGUAGAGGUUAUACCUGGCGGAAUUUCAUCAGAUAAAGUACCGGGUGCUAAUAUGGCUGUCGAAAGCACUGGUUCCAGUGUUAUCGAGCCAAGCGCGGCCUUGGAAAGUGUUCCUGACACCUCCGCUUCGGUGAAGGGUUUACAAAUGUCGAAUAUGUCAGACAGGCAAUUACAAGAUGGACCAGAAAGAGAAGGGUUUACUCAAACUCCACUCUCCGAAAAGGUUCCUACUAUAUCUGAUGUGAAAAGCAGGUCAGUUAACACCAGACCUGACGAUAUUUACUCUACGCCUAGAAGUCACGAAAUUGAGCAUCCAGCGACCCAUGUAAAUGCUACUUUGAUUAAAAACUAUAAUGCAGAGCCACAUAGGCAUCAAGAAACACGUUUAGCCCACCAUGGAAGCAAUGUAGUUACCGUUACUGAAAUCGCAACGGACUUGCCAGCAACUGGCAACCGGAAUAAUAACUUACCGUACCCCGAACAUACUACUAUGUACGUUUCCGAACCAGUUCAAGUUGGCCCAUCCUAUGCUGAAGCUCCUUCGCCAGGUUUGAGCAAUCCCCAACCGGUGACGAUAACCGGUGCUUCAUAUCGUAAUCAUCGACAGAAAGCUUCUCAAGGUACUUCCGGUACCGUUGCUACUGGAUCCACAUUUGCCGCCGGAACUGCUCAAUCUAUUUCAAAAUCAUUCGAAAACAAUGCUAGUAAAACCAAGCCAGCUAAUAACAAGCAAUCUGUCCCCAAUUCUGCAUCAACCGGCCACAGCGCGAAAAUCAGUGCUGACAACAGCUUAAGGUCCAGCAAUAAUGCCAGCGCAUCAGAUUCAAGAAGAACAUCUGAACAUAAGAGGAAGUCUGGUUUCUUCUCCAAACUAAAGAAACUGUUGAAAUAA
This is a messenger RNA of Eremothecium sinecaudum, 5526 nucleotides long. RefSeq names its product Mdg1p (gene MDG1). The record is from RefSeq and is a predicted model, not a curated record. Lineage: Eukaryota; Fungi; Ascomycota; Saccharomycetes; Saccharomycetales; Saccharomycetaceae. The transcript has a single exon. The coding region runs from base 1 to 5526 and encodes 1841 amino acids.